Symbiodinium sp. CCMP2592 is the source of this 2871-nucleotide messenger RNA. The record is from the annotation of a GenBank genome assembly. Lineage: Eukaryota; Dinophyceae; Suessiales; Symbiodiniaceae.
AUGUUGGACCUCCUCCUGAAAAUCGUGAGCUUGGGUGGCUUACUGAGCGGCUUCUCCGUCUAUGGCCGCGUGAACUUGGCAGUGACGGUGCUGCUCUUGUACUACACCAAUGAGCGAUCCGUUCUCCAUCGCGAGAUCACUGAGAUGAUCUUUUGGGCGUGCAUGUACGGCUGGUUCGGCUUCAUCUUCAUAGGCUUGCACGACUCACCGCUCCUACAGCUUGGCGAGAUCAAGUCCGUCUUCGGCUGUCUCGCAGACAUUAUCAUUGUGCUGGUCUUCAGCCUUUUCGGCAUUUGGGCCCACACCUCGGCACAGACCGAACGGCUGCAAUCCUCCAUCCAGGAGCUGGAUCUCCAGAUGCUGGUGGAGAAGCCCUACGGCGAGACGGGGGCGGCCCGAUUCACGGUUUACUGUAUUCAGAACCUCAUCAGCCAGAGGAGCACAUCCUCUGGGCAGCUUCAGCGACUCGCAGGCCGAUUGCAAGAAGUCCUCACUGGUCGCAUGCACUGGCUGGAAGAGGAGGUACUGCAGGCUCUUGAGUCGUGCUGCCAUCGGACGGAUCCGAAGGACCCUCCGCAAGACCUGCUCUACGUGCUGAACUGUUCGGAAGUGGACUUGCCGCAGUUCCUGGCGUUGGCAGGGAGCGAAGCGGUCUUGAAGAUCUUGCGGGAGAACAUCCGGCACAUGGACACGGUAACCAAGACGCGAUUGGUGGAUGCGCUGCAGCGGCAGCACGACUUCUACGUGAUGCGCCUGCAGCAGGAGGUGGUGGUCGAACUCUUAGAGUCCACCACCGGCGAUGAGCUGCGCAUGAUGAAGGACGUCUUAGACGAGGGCGGGGAUUUCUACAACCUGCACAAGCUCGUCUUUCACGACCUUGAUCCCGAGAUGUACGAGCGAGCACUCAGACACAUUCAGAAGGAGGGUCGGCGCAUGGCGAAGCAGUACGCACCGCAUAAGGCUCCGAUCAAGAUUAUCAGCGAUGUGGACGACACGCUCUAUGGGAGUGGCGGCCAUUUCCCCGCCGGCUGCGAUGAGCGCUUUCCGAAAAGCCAGGUCUAUCCAGGGGUUCUAGCGCUGUUUAAAGAGAUCACGGCCGAGCGUACCAUGAAGCAGAAGGAGAAAGUGCCCAAGGGAGAGGAGGACGACAACGAGCAGCAAAGCUUCAGUGUUUUGCGGCUGCUGGGCUACCGGGUACACAACAACACUAACCCAGUGUGGAUUCGCGCUCCCGGCCGGCAGUGGAAGGAGAUUUCCGUGUCCGACUCCGAAACCGUGGCGCAGCUUCAGGAGCGGGUGGCUCGAUCCAGGGAUGCCGGCGACCUCUCAUUGCUGGGCGAGGGUGAUGUUUGCUUCCAUCCUCCACAGCUCCGAGUUUGGUCGAACUUGGUGUUCCUGUCGGCUCGACCGCAUGCUUACAAGGAUUACCUGGAGAGCAAGUCGUAUCAGCUCUUCCGGCGCCUCCGGAAGAGCGGGAAAAUGCGCCACCGACUGGUCGAGACAGUGAAGUUGGCCCAGCAGCUUUCAGAUGCAAACGAGAAGGAUUGCGACCUUCACCUCAGGAGGCACACGGAGCCUCUUGCGAUUUGUGUGGGGGGCGUCGUCGCGUGGUCUGAUGCGAGCCGAGGUGUCGUUCGGUCUGGCUCCGAUCGCGGGAAGCGUGCCGUGGCAGGCGCAACGGCGAAGGUGUCGACGAUCAUGGUGGAAAAGGACCGCGCGGCGGUGGCGCGCGAGGAAACGGUGCUCGAUCGAUUUAUGGCCCCAUGGGUUGUCAUGGGCCGGGACAUCUACGCAUGUGGGCGAGAUCUACUAAAUGCUGUCCUCGCGUACACCGAAGUGGGCGAGGGCGAAGCGUUGAAGGUGUUUGGCUUUCAAGAUCCCGCCAGCCUCAAGUGGCAUUCGCGAUGCUGUGAUGACGAGGAGGAUGACGACUCCGUUGGUGCACCCCUUGUGCUUCGAGUGGGGCACGAGCUGGCGGUUCUUUCUGCACUGCUGUCGAUUGCUGGUGGGAUGCCGGCUGUGGAUCCAGGGCUGCUUCUUGCCAGUGCCAAUCUCGGUCCCUUUACUGGCACGACGUAUACGCUGAGUGUCCUGGCCACAUCGGUACUUACGAUGAGCGUCCCCGCUCUUCUACAGAGGCAUCCGGAGGUUCGUCAGCGCAAGGGCUUCCGGGCUGCUGCGGCGGCUGCUGCGACGGCAGCGGCGGGACAGAUAGCAUUUAUGACGCUGUCGCUGACGCCCAGCAUCGCCUUCGCAAAUAUGCUGCCUGGGGUCACGGUUAGCGACUUCAUGCAGCCCAUGCAGAACCCGUUCAUGGUGGUGCAUCUCAUCGGUCACUCGCUGAAUCUGCCGCUGAUGAAUUUGACGCUGGGCAGGCUAGCGGGCAGAAGUGUGGCCGAUAUGAGCACCUGCCACUAUUCCACAGCGCUGUAUAGCAUCUCAGUCAUCCUCUCGGCGGCGACGAAGGAAGCCUACUUCCGCUGGCCUCUGCUCAUCCUCGGUGGCCUCUGCCUGAAGAAGGGGCUCGCCGACCUCGAGGAAGUGUCGAAAUUCGUCGAAACGCUGGCCCCGCGCAACCCCACUACACAAGUGUGGACGCAGAAGCACAAGAUCUGCGUUGGUCUCUUCGUCUGCCAGGCAUCUUUGUAUCCCACGAUCCAGUCCCUGGGAUACAUGGAUGUCCUUUCCAUGGCGUCCGUGCAAAGCAUCUGGACCCUCAUGGACGUUUUCCUGACGAGCGGCAUCGCGUUCCUCUCUCUCAAGGAGAGUGCUCACGUGGUGAAGUCUGAGGAGUUCAUGGCACGCAAAGAGCGUGUUGAGCACCUCCAUGAGGUUGUGGACAGCACCGUCGAUGCUCAUGCUCGCAGGUAA